UGAAGGUGCAAACGUGAGUCAGACAAGCAAGAAGUUAGCAACUCAUUUCAAUCCACUUCCUAAGGAAAUAGUGGGAGUUUGUCCGAUGUACAAUAAAGAGGUAUUUUUUUAAUUGAAGAACCAAAACUGACUUCGGAUCUUUGACAAAGUGAAAACAGUUGAAAGUAAAAGACAACGAUAGAAAGCAAAAGUUGAAAAAUAAGAUCUCUCUUUUUUUGGCACCAAUUGCAGCAGAAUUAUAUGCAUUUUUUCCCGUGGAACUGUACAUUUUUGCAACUAAUAUAUUUCAUCUUAUAAUUUUGCUCCAAUCAUAGUAAUAUAUUCAUGAAUAACAAAAGGAAUCCAAGUUUGAAGGAGGCAAAUAUUUCUGAAGGAUCUGGAAGCAUAUUUUACUGUCACUGAAGGAAUGGACAUCUUGACCCUGUGUGGAAAAUGCCCCUUUUAAAAGAAAACAAAGUGGCAAAAGAAAAUUUGUGUUUGUGAUUGAAAUCUCACAGGAAUUUGGUCUCAGUUGCACUUUUAACCUCACAAAGACCAUGAACAAUUUGUUGUCUCUGCUCUGUCAUUAUUCCUUGCUGAUUCUAUUUCAAUCUAAAUAUCAGGUGUAUGGAAACAAUUCACGGCUAUCCAAAAACCCAGGGUUUGAAGUUUUACAGACAGCGUCCCACUACUGGCCCCUGGAAGAUAUGGAUGGAAUCCAUGAGUUUCGGGAUACAAAUGGAGCUCUAAGAAUCCACAACUUCACUGUGCUUCCUUCCCAUAAUUCUACCUUUGUAUAUACCAAUGACUCUGCCUACUCUAACUUCUCUGCAACCGUAGAUAUUGUAGAAGGAAUGGUCAACAAAGGAAUUUACCUCACUGAACAAAAAAGAGUUACCUUUCUCAUCUUUGGAAACUCCCAAAACUCUUGCAUUAGUAAUCCAGAAAUGUGUGGACCUGAAGGAGUAACAUUUUCCUUUUUCUGGAAGACUCAGGAGCAGCAGGCGAACUUUCCCCCAGCCUAUGGUGGACAGGUCAUUUCCAGUGGUUUCAAAAUCUGCUCAAGUGAAGAUGAAGGCUCUCUGGAAUUUUAUGCCCGUGGGAAUUCAAUGAAGUGGGAGGCAAGCUUUAGUCCCCCAGGUCCUUACUGGACUCAUAUUCUCUUCACGUGGAAAUCAAAAGAGGGUUUGAAAGUCUAUGUCAAUGGAACUCUAAACACCACCGACCCAAAUGGGAAAGUUUCCUACAGCUAUGGGGACCCCAACGCAAAUCUGCUGACAGGGACAGAGAAUGAUCAGAGCAAACGCUAUGUGAACGGGGCUUUUGAUGAGUUUAUCAUAUGGGAAAGGGCACUCACCCCCAAGGAAAUUGAACUAUACUUUACAGCUGCUAUCGGCAAGCAACUUUUGCUUCCUUCAACACCUCUGUGGCCCAUUAUGACAACCACUACAAAUCCCAUGCUCUCCACAGAUGCCUAUCAUCCUAUCAUAACUAAACUGACUGAGGAGAGAGGAAACUUCCAGUACCCAGAGGACCUGCUCCACUACCUGGAAAACAUAUCACUCAGUUUACCCAACAAAUCCCCGUCGGAGAAUACUGCCUUCAACCUGACAGAGACUGCUCCUGUUGUUGGAGGUUUAAUCGAAACAAUUGACAACGUGAUGGUGCACCUGGCCUGCAAUCUGGGAGGAAACCCACUCGUUGUAACCGUUGAGGGCUCAUCAGCUGUAGCAGAUUACUCUUUGGUCAAAAUGCCUCCUCAGACUUUGAAUUUGUCUCACUACCGCUUCCCAUCACAAGGACGGAGUUAUAUUUCUAUCCCCAGUGAAGCUUUUCAUAACAAAGCUUGGGUUACCAUUGUGGGCCUUUUUUACCAUAACAUGCACCAUUUCUUCCGGAACAUCAACCCUAUGGACACCAAAAUCGUUGAGGCUGCUGCUUAUAAAGGCUACAUGAUCUCUGCAAUGAGCUAUAUUAUUUCCCUGAAGGUGGAGCCACCACCAACCUUGUCUCAUAAUCUGUCAGGAUCUCCUCUUAUUACCAUUCGGCUCACCCAUAAAUUGACUCCUCAGCAGUACAGCCAAGCAGUGAAUGAAAGCAACAAAGUUAACCUGUAUUGUGCAUUUCUGGACUAUAGCAAUGGAACUGCCAUGUGGUCUAAUGAAGGCUGUGUGCGUGAUGGCGGGGACCUCAACUAUUCAAUCUGCCUGUGUAACCACCUCACCAACUUUGCCAUUCUGAUGCAAGUGGUACCCCUGAAGCUGACGACUCAACACCAGAUGGUGCUGUCAUCCAUCACUUACAUCGGCUGCUCCAUGUCCAUCUUCUGUUUGACUAUCACUCUGGUCACGUUUGCUAUACUGUCCUCUGUCAGCACCAUGCGUAAUCAGCGCUACCACAUCCACGCCAACCUGUCCUUUGCCAUCCUGGUGGCUCAGAUCCUGCUUCUCAUCAGCUUUCAAUUCAGCCCUGGAAUGGUGCCUUGCAAAAUCUUGGCCAUUCUCCUUCAUUUCUUCUUCCUGAGUGCUUUUGCUUGGAUGCUGGUGGAAGGAUUUCAUCUCUACAGCAUGGUGAUCAAAGUGUUUGGGUCAGAAGAGAGCAAGCAUUUAUACUACUAUGGGAUUGGAUGGGGGUGCCCACUGGUGAUCUGCAUCAUCUCUGCAGCUUCAGCCAUGGACUGUUAUGGAGAAAGUGGAAAUUGCUGGCUUUCACUGGAGAACGGCGCAAUCUGGGGUUUUGUGGCCCCAGCAUUGUUUGUAAUUGUGGUCAAUAUUGGCAUUCUCAUUGCUGUCACCCGAGUCAUCUCGAGAAUCAGCGCAGACAACUAUAAGGUGCACGGAGAUGCCAAUGCAUUCAAGUUGACAGCUAAGGCAGUUGCUGUAUUGUUACCGAUCUUGGGAAGUUCAUGGAUCUUUGGAGUUCUAGCUGUCAAUGACCAUGCAAUAGUAUUUCAGUACAUGUUUGCAAUAUUCAAUUCCUUGCAAGGAUUUUUCAUCUUCCUGUUUCACUGUCUUCUGAAUUCAGAGGUUAGAGCCGCCUUUAAGCACAAAACCAAGGUGUGGUCCCUCACCAGCAGUUCCAUUCGCAACAUCAAUGUGAAACCCUUCAACUCUGAUAUCAUGACUGGGAAUAGGCCGGGUACAACUCCUACAAAGAUGAACACCUGGGACAAGAGUACUAAUUCAGCCAAUCGGAUUGAUUUAUCAGCAGUCUGAUAUUAGACCCAGAUUCUCUCUGAAAAUCAAGCCCUACCUUCAGGACCUCCAAUACAGCGUCCACCAUUAUUUUCUCACCAUUAAUGCCAGUAGGAACUGCUCUUCUAAUCACUGCCUAAUAAAUUGGAAAUUGCCAUAUUGCUUUGCCGAGUAUGUACAAGUCUGUCCUCAUCUGCCUCCCUUCCAGUGUGUAAUGCAAUCUACCACUUGGCCAUUAGCAAUAGCCGCAGAGUAACUAGCACUACUAUACACUGGAUGGUUUUGUCAGUGACGAUGACAACACUAGGGAUGGGAAGGUUAUUGCUAUCUAAAUCUAAAGGUCAAGUAUUUCAGGAAAGAUGCAUUUUUGUGCUCUGCAAAUGAAAUGCUUCCUAUUGUGAUGUUGUAACAGGGCUAGUCUUGUUUAGCGGUGUACUCUCUGUUUACAUGUAAUAUCUUAAGUAAUCCAAUUAUCCCAGUGAAGCUUAUUAACACCACAUUCUGCCAACAGGCAUUAUAUUGGAACACUGUAAAGAAGCCAGACCUUGAAGGGGAAAAAAGAAAAAAAUUCCAGCCAUUCGGCCUGCUCUAUAGACUUGGGACCUAUGAAGCAGAUAUACAAACAACAUGUGCAUAUAUAUAUUACACACACACACACACACAGCUAACUUUUUAGAUAUUCCUUUUUCCAGAUCUGCAAUAUAUAUAAAUGGCUCUGACUGCCCUGCUCCAAUCCGCAAUGUUAGUUUCAGUUAAAGGGUGAUUUCUGUCUGCUGACAAACCAUAAUAGAAGCUAGUUGUCUCAGUCUUUCAGAUAGAUCAACAACGGUCCAUCACACGCAUUUCACAAAUGGAAUUGACCUGUAGCUUCUGGAAAUCAAAACCCACACUGUGACUUAUCUUUCUCCUUUUAGUGGUCAGAAUGAGACACUGAAUUCCAACAAAAUACUGUGAAGGUAGCAAGACUGCAGAUGGGUCUGUGUAUUGGUAUCUACAGACAUCUUUUAAACAGACCGCAAAACAGUCUUUUGUGAUUUAAGCUCUACUCAGCAUUCAUCAGCUUUUGCUUCCAAUACAAUUAUGUAGUAUCUUUGGGAGGGCCAGGGAGGGGACUCAUUUUUCAUUGGAGCAAUGUCUUCCUGGUUCUUGUAGACUGUGUCAGUCGGUAAUUCACUGAAGGUAGUUUGGACACACUGAGGCAGACCCUCAGCCACACUUUGUUGUGCCCACCCAGUGGGGUUGGUGGGGAGAGGACAAGGUGGCUUUUGCCACUGAUAUGCCCCUAUUAUCUUGAGGCUGGCCAGGGGCUAAUUUGGCCUCAAAAAUAUGCAUCUUGCUUUAUUUGCUCAGCAACAAUCGUUCCAAAGGGAACAUUCCACCAGCUCAGUCUGCUCAGACCAAAACGACAUUGUUGCCACGUCUUCUUUCUCCUAGCCAUAUCUCUAACACCCCACCCCCAACGCUGCCCCAUCUCACCCGGGGAUUCCCCUUCAGUAGGCAACCCCCCAAGUAGUUUGUGCUUGCUUUCCCAAUGCUUUGUGCCACCAGCUGUAAGGGGGCCGAUGAUUUGACCCAACGUUUUCAAAGUAUCUUUCCCCAUUUAAUUUAAUGUUUAUACUUUCCACAGUUAAGGCCAAGGCUGAUCCACUGAAGUCAAUGACAAUCUCCCAUUGAUGUUAGUGGGAGUUUUAUCAUUGAUUUAAGGGGACCGGGAUUUGUUCCCUAACUAACUAAAAAGGGAACCACAUUCUGCAGUUAUUGCAUUAACUUAAACAAAUUUACUCCAGAUGUACACAGGCAAAUCAGAGCAGAAUUUGGCCCACUGUGUCUAUCAUAAAUACUUGUAAAUACAGACAUUUAUUAAUUCUAAUCCUGUGAGCAGAAUAAUUCUAUUUUGUUGACAGCUAAAUGUAAAAGCAGGGAAAGAAGAAAGCUAAAUACUGAAGUGGCUCUCUCUCUCUCUAUCGGCUUUUGUGCAUAGGCUUGCUCUUAGCCCUUUGAGCAUUGGAAUAAUUAUUACAACGGUGUAAAUACAGCAGACCCUUGUGGAAAGAGAAUGUCUGUUCCAAGAGAUACAAUAGGAAGAGUGAUUGGAAUAUAUGGAAGCAGGUUGUUGUAACAGAACUGUACUGUGAUAACAGAGUUCAAAGUGUCUGUGUUGUGUGCUGAUAAAAUAUUUAAACAUAUUUUUGAUACUGAAGCACAUUUUUUAAAAAACUGUGACCAUGGAUAUAGAUUUUAACCCUAUUAGGCGAUUUCUCUUCUAAUCAUUACGUUAUAGUAAAAGUGAUGUUGUGAAUGAGUCAUAGGAAAUACAAGGGGUUUAAAAAAACCUGGAUUUUUAAAUAUUUAUAAUUCCCACUGUGCCAUUUUCUCACUUUGAAUGCAACUCCUUUGCUAAAUUUAUAGCAGUCACCUAAGUUACUGUCAGUAGCAAUGAUUAUCAUAGAUCCAUUUGAAAAUAACAUUUGACAUACAGUACAACAGCAUCUACUAUAAAGGGUUAAAUCUAUUUUUUUAUCCAGGUAUAACAUAUAAUGUGGUCCCCAAAAUACAUCAAUAGACUCAAUGAAUCAUGAAGAUGAUUUUUAAACACUUUGGAAUAUGACAUAGAUGUAUUAUAUAAGGAGUGAACAUUUAUUAACCCAUAUGUAUUGAGACCUAUUGAAGAUACUGCAAUGUUUUCCAGUACAUAACCUGUGUCCCAUGCUUUAUCUGUGCAUUUUGAACAUAAAGUAGUAUAUCUUGGUUAUGUCACGUGAGUUUAGGAGUUAGAACACUGUAUUAUUAGUAAUGGGAAUGGAGUUCCUUUUGUUUGCUUCUUUAGUUUCUGAUAAAGUAGUAAAAAACCACAAGCAUAUUGUAAAUGUCCACCCCCACCAAGUCUGUUCAUCUUGUUUGAUUCUAUGUAUUUUUCACAGUUUUACUGAAUGCAGAAAAUAUACUGAAAUAGAAAUGCUUGAAAUGAAUCUUCAAAAAACCCUGUUCUUAUCCUCAGUCUUAAAGUAUGAAAAUCAUGCAGUUUAUUUAUGGGCUUGUAUAUGGCAGCUUUUGCAGUAUUUCUUCGGGACAGCAUCAUUUUCUCAAUGGUAUGAAAUCUUAAUUGAAUGAGAUGUGAGUUUUAAAUUAGAUUAUGUAGCAAGAAUGAUUUUGCAAGUAAGUAAUAAUAAA
Messenger RNA from Terrapene triunguis (Three-toed box turtle), 6344 nucleotides. RefSeq names its product adhesion G protein-coupled receptor D1 (gene ADGRD1). Bases 537 to 3194 code for a protein of 885 amino acids. Gene Ontology annotation, biological process: adenylate cyclase-activating G protein-coupled receptor signaling pathway; cell surface receptor signaling pathway. The record is from RefSeq and is a predicted model, not a curated record. Gene Ontology annotation, molecular function: G protein-coupled receptor activity. Gene Ontology annotation, cellular component: membrane. Lineage: Eukaryota; Metazoa; Chordata; Testudines; Emydidae. The transcript is spliced from 25 exons.